This is a messenger RNA of Chanos chanos (milkfish), 648 nucleotides long. RefSeq lists its product as uncharacterized. The record is from RefSeq and is a predicted model, not a curated record. Bases 1 to 648 code for a protein of 215 amino acids. Gene Ontology annotation, biological process: spermatogenesis. Lineage: Eukaryota; Metazoa; Chordata; Actinopteri; Gonorynchiformes; Chanidae. The transcript has 4 exons.
AUGAAUCCGCUUUGGAAAGUGUACAAGAGCAAAGUGCUGAAGACCCUGAACCCAGACAUGGAGGAGGAUCCUGCUGAGGAGGUUAAUGAGGCAGAGGGAGAUAUGACAACUGUGCAACCAGAUGACGGACCAAGCGCUGUCUCUCAAUUGGCCAAGAAAAUGCAGGGAGCUGGGGUGAAGGGGUGGAGGAGUGUGUCCUCGCUCUUCAACAGGGACGACGAGCACCAGCUCCUGGAGUCGGAGAGCCAGCCGGCCGCAGAUCACCCCCUGGCAGUGAAGCCCGAAGAGCCGCCACAACCCAACAAGCGCACCACUGGAUUCUGGGACAACUUUGCCACUAAGUGGCACCAGGCCGCUGCCGUGAAACGAGCGGAGGCAGCGGCUGCCUCAGCAACAGAGGGGGGCGUCGACGGGGGUCAGGAGGUCGGAGGCGAAGGUACGGGGAUGAGCCAGGACGGGGGGACGCAGGAGAGGGUGGAAAGUGAUGAUGUAGGAGAAGGAGAAGGAAGCGGAGGUAGCGGCGGGAACAGCUUUUCCAAGUACACCACGCUGGGCGGGGGUAACGAGGAUUCGCCCGCCUUCAAGUGGAACUUUGUCACCAGCAAACUGGCUGAGCUGAAGAACAAAAGCAUGGCCAAAGGCAACUAG